Messenger RNA from Carya illinoinensis, 717 nucleotides. RefSeq lists its product as uncharacterized. Bases 1 to 717 code for a protein of 238 amino acids. NCBI's taxonomy places the organism in Eukaryota, Viridiplantae, Streptophyta, Magnoliopsida, Fagales, Juglandaceae. The record is from RefSeq and is a predicted model, not a curated record. Gene Ontology annotation, molecular function: RNA-DNA hybrid ribonuclease activity; nucleic acid binding. The transcript has a single exon.
AUGCAAACCAAAUUGCAACAGAGCAAAUUAGAAGAGGCAUCCAUGAUACUAAGAGGACUAUGGACAAGGAGAAAUAUGAUGAUUUUUGAAGGGAAAUUUGAGAGCCCAAGGAAAGUGCUUACUGCAGCAAUGACCUGUCUCAAAAACUUUCAAUGUGCUCGUGCUGAACUGAACCAGAUGAUGGGGCCUAAUGUUCAGAAAAGGAAGGACACCAGAUGGAAGCCACCAGAUGAGGGAGCUUCUAAGGUAAACUUUGAUGCGGCUAUAGAUAUGAACAAUUACAAAUUGGGAUUGGGUAUAGUGGCAAGGAAUCAUGUGGGAGAGGUUCUAUUUACCUUAAGUUCUUCUAAAUUGUUUAGUGGCAACUUUGAUACGGCAGAAGCAGCUGCUCUUUGGAGAGCUAUGGAGCUUGUUUUGGAGCUUGAUGUCAAGAAUGUGGUGUUUGAAGGAGAUGCUGACAGGGUGAUCAAAGGGGUAACAGAUGUAAGGGGCAACUAUGAUUGGAUGGAGCAGCAGUAUGCAAAUAUACGUGGCAGGUUCUUACUAAGGCCUGACUGGUCUGUGAGCUUCAUUCAUAGAGAAGGGAACUGUGUGGCUCAUGCAUUAGCUAAGAGAGCAUUGAGAAUGGAAGGGGAGUGGUGCUGGAUUGAGGAAGGACCUUCAGAGAUUACUAGUAUAAUUGCUAGAGAAAUGCCUUGUAGUAAUGAAGGGAAUUAA